Molecule: messenger RNA, 5004 nt
Organism: Grosmannia clavigera kw1407
Lineage: Eukaryota; Fungi; Ascomycota; Sordariomycetes; Ophiostomatales; Ophiostomataceae
Product: hr1-like Rho-binding repeat protein
Exons: 11
Coding region: 1-5004 (1667 amino acids)
Biological process (GO): thiamine biosynthetic process; TORC2 signaling
Cellular component (GO): TORC2 complex
Molecular function (GO): phosphomethylpyrimidine kinase activity
Source: RefSeq, a predicted model, not a curated record
AUGGCCGGCCGGUCCACCAUGUUGGGUGCCUCGGCCACACCAACCCAGAAGUUCUUCAGCUCCCAGCCCGGUGCUACUCCUUCGAAUCACCAGACCAAGAACAGCCUCGACCGAGAUGGCCUCCAGCCCCCCGCUGCGGCCACAAAUGCCGGGACCUUUGCUAGUGGGCGCAGCAUCGCCACGUCCGGUGUCGCGUUUGCCCCACGAGGAUCCUCGCUCAACCCAUCUCCGGCACCUGGCAGUUUCGUCUCGGACCUUCGUAACCAGAUGGGCCCGUUGCGUGCCGGCUCGAGAGUCGACGUCUACAACUCUGAAAAGACAACAACAGAAGCUGAAGACGACGAAGAAGAGGACGACGAUGAUAGCAAGGCGGCAGCCCGCCGGUCGCUUGCAGCUCUACGCGACCUUCUGAACCGAGAGCUGAAAAUCAAGGAAGGUAGCGAGAAUAUGCUUGAAGCUCUCAACAGCAAAAAGGCGAAGCAAACCAAGGACCAGCGUCAGCGUGUCGAGGCCGAGCUGAAUUCGUCGAACUUGCGCAUCAAAGAGCUGAGACAGAGGAUCAGCGAUACCCAGCGGCCACGCCCCGUUCUUCACAUACCCACAAGAGCCCGAAUCGACCCUGCCACACUGACGACCGGCCUGCGGUCACCCCAAAACACGUCGCGCAGCGGAGCUGGCUCUGAUGUCGAGGACCAGACCGAGUCUCCCACCUUUGCCCUAGCCGAGAUUCUCCAGGCCCUCGAGGUGGAUGGCUUUGCACCGGAAUAUUACGUCACACGUGCCAACAGUCUUGUUGACCUGUUCAAACGCCACCCGACCCUAAAGUAUGACCUCGUUUGGUCGGUCUUCGGUCUUCGCAUCCAAGUCAUGCUCCUCAGCGACAGCAGGGAGAUUGUUGCGGCCGCCUACCGUAUGACCCGCUAUGCCAUAUCCGACGUCUCUUCUCUGCGAAAAAUCCGAGCUCUGAACACGGACUAUCUCGUUGUCUUGUCGUUGAUCAAAGACCGCAAAGCCGACGUGGAAAGAGAGCAGGCCUUGAAGUUUAUCCGCACUUUUUUGGAUGUCAAGGAGGGUGUCCACGAGCUCUCCAGGGCCGUCGUCCGCACCAUUGCCGCCGUAGCAGAGCACGCCGAAGACAGGUUACGUCCGAUCUGCCUUGAAACGCUGGCCGAAAUACUGGUUCGCGACCCUCGCCUGCUAGUAGCUUCUGGGGGUUUGGCAUCUUUGUCUGAUGCCCUGGCAGAAGGUGCAUAUAAGGCACCCGAAAGUCUAACCUCUGCCAUCCUUUUUCUCUUGGACGCCCCACAGCGCAGGAAAUACCUUCGUGCUGGCUAUGAGCUAGAGGUGCUUUUCACCACCUUCACCGACCAGUUCCUGUCCAACGAGGCAGUACUCAAACAGAACGCAAAGGCUAUUGCUUCUGCUUUGAAAACAUGGUCUGGCUUGAUGAACUUGUCCAUGUACGACUUUCGCGCCGUUCGCUCUCUCGUUGCCAGCCUUUCGCUACCCAGCGCUGCUAUACGAGACACUGUCAUUGAGCUUAUAUACUCCCUUUUCCGCAUCAAGUCACCCGCCUGGGCAACCUCCUUUCUAGCUGGUCGACGGCUGACGACGUACGGCCGCGUCGCCACUCUGAGGGCUACGCCGCUGAAGGACUAUACCGUGUCGUAUUCGGACGAGGAGGGCAGUGAGCAGAAUUUUGUGGAACACUAUACUGCUCUCCUUCUCGCCGUCUUCAUAAAAUCCGGCUUGCUACCUCGCCUGUUGCACCUCACACAGGAAACCGAUAACUUACUUCUUAGGCGAAAGUCGACGCUUCUAAUAGGUGAAAUUCUAAGGUUGUCGAGCCGACUCCUGCCACCGUCGUGGAGCGAUGAAGUACAGCUUCUUCCGGACCUAUUCGCAGCUGCCACCCGCUUCCAGGAUGAGUCUCAUUUUAUCGCAACCGGGACCGUGUACCAAAUGAGUAGCGUCAGCAAAACGCUGUAUCGGUCGGCGCCAUCAUAUUGGGCAUCGGGAAGCAGUGUGGCCAACAGUGGUAUCGACUUUACCUUGCUCGACGAACAACCAAAGUCGGGAGCAAGCAUGGUGUUUGACGAGGCAACAUUUCGGCAGCUGCUGUUGGAAUCGGGCGUUCUCAGCAGCUCCAACUUCCUCAAAUGGAACUGGGAUGUGGUGUUGCGAGUGAUCGAGGGCCCACUCACCAAUGGGAAGAGACUAGAGGAAGCGAUCCGGGCCUCCAAGUUUGUUAAGCGGAUCAUGAGCUUUUACCGUCCGUUCAAGUUUAGGUUCUCCGACAUCAAAACCACCAAAGGAACUCAGAAAUAUGUCCGAACGAGUGGCAUCACCGCACAGUAUCCGAUGUUUGCCAAGGAUCGCCUCGUUGACACGCUUUGUGGUGGCUACCUCCCAAUGAUCGGCGUUCUGAGCAGCGACCCCAGGGGACUGCAAAUGAUGGAACGCUGGCGCAUGUUCAACAUGAUGUACCACAUCGUUGACUUGAAACAGCGGCCCGACCUAAUCAAACUACUUCUAUCCCACUUUGAUUAUACUGUCAACGGACACCAAAGAGUCCUACUGUCCAAAUCGUUGACGGCAGGUACCAAGGAUAUUCGCAUACAUGCUACCAACGUGCUCAGAAAAUACGCCGUACGCACAAGUUCAACUACCUCUACCAGUCAUGGCGUGGGAGACUCAAAAUGGGCCAUCCGGCUUCUCGUCACACAGCUCUACGAUCCAGAAGUAGAGGUCUGCGCCACGGCCAUUAAAAUUCUGGAAAAGGCCUGCUACCAUUAUCUCGACGGUUUGGACUAUAUCAGCAACGAAAUGGACGAUUGGAUCCUCGGUCGCAAUGAUGCGUACGUCGGCCUCAUAGAAGCCAGUCUGGCGCGCGCUUUCGUCGAUUCGGACGAGCAACCGAGUCGUAUCAUUUCUUUUGCCGAUGAGGUCGACGCGGACACAGAUGCUCAUAUCCCACCGCAUUUUUAUCGGGAAUUGACGCGCACGGAGGAAGGCUGCAGGCUGCUCCGUGAGAAGGGGCACUUUGACGAGUUCGCUGCGACAAUCCGUGAUUGUGGUAUGCAGAGCGAGGAUGGUGAAGUGACUACAAAGGUGAAAGGUUGUCUCUGGGCGGUUGGCAACGUCGGAGCCAUGGAGCUUGGUGCACCUUUUCUCGAAAGCUGUGAUGUUGUGGAGCAGAUCAUAAAAAUUGCCUGUCGCCAUGAGAUUAUGAGCUUGCGCGGCACCGCUUUUUUUGUUCUCGGCCUGAUUUCACGGUCUCUUCAUGGCAUGGAAAUACUCUCAGAGUUCGGCUGGGAUUCAAACACCAGCGUGCUGGGUACGUCACUGGGCUUUUGCAUCCCAUUGGACCUCUCGCAGCUUUUCUCCUUGGCACCGUGGCAACACGCAGCCGUGACGACCAUUCAGUUGCCAGACUCGCAGAAGACGGAAAGGUUGGAGUUGCCCGUCAUGCCAGUCAGACCAAGACUAGGGUCCUUGCAGGGGAUCGAGGAGCUAGAUGGCGACCGCGACCAGGCUUCGUCCAAAAAAUACUCUGUCGACCUGGACCCAGUGAUACGACGAAUAUUGGAGCUGGUAGUUGACUUGGGGAACAUGGUUAUUUCUAAGCGAGCAGCUGGUGAGCUUUUGCAAAUCAGGCAAAGGGAAUCCUCGGCCUUUGAACAGCCUCUGCUAUUUAGGAGGGUGUUGUCAAUCCUCGAAUGCCACCACUACCGAUUACCGGUCCGUCGUAUGGUGCUGGAGCUGUUCAGCAGGGGGGCAGUGCGGUCGGUAGUGUUCGGUGAGGACGAGAGUGAGGACGACGAUGACACCGGCGGCGGAAGCGACGCCGAUUCUGGUUUUCCCGAUUGCAUAUUCAUACAUCGCCACGCCGGCAUGCCCAGAGGGAGAGUUUUGAUCAUUGCUGGCUCUGACAGCUCUGGCGGAGCUGGCCUUGAGGCUGACCAGAAGGUCAUCGCGGCCCAUGGCUGCUAUGCUAUGACAGCUACCACGGCCUUGACCGCACAAAACACGCUUGGUGUAUAUGAUAUCCACCCAGUUCCACAAGCCUUUCUGAAAAAACAGAUUGAUGCCUGCUUCGAUGACAUUGGAGUUGAUGUUGUGAAAACGGAACUGAAGAUGCUGAUGGGUUGCGAAGAGGCUCGUCUAGACAGCGUGGACGAUUUGGAACAUCUCGCCCGACAGGCCCGUGAGAAGCUCGGCUCCGAAUGGGUUCUGGCAAAAGGUGGCCACAUCCCCUUUCGAGAGGAUUACACGAUAGCUAUGACCCAAAAGGACAGGGACGUUGUUGUCAACAUCCUUGUCGGUCCUGAUGAUCAGGUUUUCAGAAUCGUGAGCAAGUAUCAAGACUCCCGUAACACGCAUGGGACGGGCUGCUCUUUGGCUUCUGCUAUCGCAUCAAAUCUGUCCAUUGGCAUGGAGGUCUUCCCAGCGGUGAAGGCGGCUUGCCGUUAUGUUGAAAUUGCCAUCCAGACAGCGCCCGGUUACGGACACGGACACGGACCUUUGAACCACUUUCACUGCAUGCAAACACUACCAUUCUCCCGUGGCUACUUCUUCGACUAUGUUCUUGAACGGCACGAUAUCGCCGGUGUUCACUUCUCACGAGCGAACGCUCUGGCCGCAUACAAGUCCAAAAAUGCCAAGGAUAUUGCUCGUUCUGUGGCUGUGAUCCAGCAACUGGAAAAGGAGAUGAGCUCACACGUCCAGUUCUGUUCCAAGUUCGGUAUCACAAGAGAGGAUAUGAAACAAGUUGAGGAGCAUACCGAUGUUGGACAAUCUGAGGAUUGGUUUGCACUCCAGAUUGCCCUGGCACCCUGCAUCAUCGGUUAUGGGGCUGCUGCCCGUGCUCUUCUCGAGGACAAGGAGUCGACUAAGCAGGAGGGAAACCCGUACUGGUCAUGGGUGGAAACCUACACUUCUGAAAACCACGACGCAAGCAUAAAGACCACAAGAGAUGGAAAUAGCAUUUUGGGAAAUGUAUAG